Molecule: messenger RNA, 1456 nt
Organism: Fragaria vesca subsp. vesca
Lineage: Eukaryota; Viridiplantae; Streptophyta; Magnoliopsida; Rosales; Rosaceae
Product: serine/threonine-protein kinase SAPK2-like
Exons: 9
Coding region: 295-1308 (337 amino acids)
Biological process (GO): intracellular signal transduction; protein phosphorylation
Molecular function (GO): ATP binding; protein serine/threonine kinase activity
Source: RefSeq, a predicted model, not a curated record
UCUCAUAUGCCCCCCAUGAAGACUUUUAGAGGUGAAGGAGAAGAAGGGACCGAUUGAUUGCUGGCUUAACCCAAUAAAGCUUUCAGCUUUCUGCAUUAAGAGAGAGUUGAGACUUGGAGGCCUUUCCAUAACCCAUGAAGAAGAUGCUUCACGCAAACAUAAAGGAAGCGACUUUAUAGCUUCACAGUUCAAUAAUACAAGAAGAAGAAGCAUAAAAGAGACAGAGAGCUAGAGAGCUUGUGGUACCAAAAUAGUUGCUACUUAGUACUUGAAGCUUUUGCUAGAGUUUUUGAAAUGGAGAGGUAUGAGAUAGUGAAAGAUAUUGGUUCUGGGAACUUUGGUGUUGCAAAAUUGGUGAAGGACAAAUGGAGUGGUGAGCUCUAUGCCAUCAAGUUCAUUGAGAGAGGCCAGAAGAUUGAUGAGCAUGUACAGAGAGAGAUCAUGAACCACAGGUCACUGAAGCAUCCAAAUAUCAUAAGAUUUAAGGAGGUCUUGUUAACACAAACCGAUUUAGCGAUUGUCAUGGAAUAUGCAGCAGGAGGAGAACUUUUUGAAAGAAUAUGCAAUGCUGGUAGAUUCAGUGAAGAUGAGGCCAGAUUUUUCUUCCAGCAGCUGAUUUCAGGAGUCAGUUACUGUCAUUCAAUGCAAAUCUGUCACAGAGAUCUUAAACUGGAGAACACACUUCUAGAUUCAAGCUCAGCUCCACGUCUCAAAAUAUGUGAUUUCGGUUAUUCCAAGUCAUCUGUGCUGCAUUCACAACCCAAAUCAACUGUAGGAACACCUGCCUAUAUUGCACCAGAAGUCCUGUCAAAAAAAGAGUAUGAUGGGAAGAUAGCAGAUGUUUGGUCUUGUGGGGUUACCCUAUAUGUGAUGCUGGUUGGUGCUUAUCCUUUUGAAGAUCCAGAAGAUCCCAGAAAUUUCAGGAAGACACUUCAGCGAAUUCUCAGCGUCAGCUAUUCAAUUCCUGACUAUGUACGCGUUUCCAGGGAAUGUACACAUCUUCUUUCUCGAAUUUUCGUUGCUAACCCCGAAAAGAGAAUUACAAUCCCAGAGAUAAAGCAGCACCCCUGGUUUCUGAAAAAUUUACCAUCGGAAUUCAUGGAUGAAGAUGACAUGCAGAUUGGUGAGGUUCAGAAAAAUGAGAUUUCACAAAGUGUUGAAGAUAUAGUGUCCAUUAUUCAAGAGGCUCGAAAACUUGGUGAUGGCAUCAAAGUUGGACAUUUUCUUGGGAGCAUGGACCUUGAUGAGAUAGAUGAUGCCGACAUCGAUGAUAUAGAAACUAGUGGUGAUUUUGUAUGUGCGUUGUGAUCUGUAGUGGUGCAAAGUUCUUAUCAUAACACACCUUUAACACUUAGCAGCUUCUCAAGGCCAAAAACCUUUUUUCCCAAAAGGAAGUUGGAAGGAUGAGCCGAUGAGGCAUCUUCUUUUGAUGUUGGGGAAUCAAACUAUCUGUUGC